Fonsecaea erecta is the source of this 651-nucleotide messenger RNA. RefSeq lists its product as hypothetical. The record is from RefSeq and is a predicted model, not a curated record. Bases 1 to 651 code for a protein of 216 amino acids. NCBI's taxonomy places the organism in Eukaryota, Fungi, Ascomycota, Eurotiomycetes, Chaetothyriales, Herpotrichiellaceae. The transcript has a single exon.
AUGGUUGUAUUCAAUAAACUAGCUGUGGCCUGCGUGCUGAUCAACUCCCUCGCCGCAGCUGCUCCGACGAGCACGCCCGACUCCCAUGCCGAAACAGUCGCGUGCAUGGGUCUUGGCUGCACAAACCCCGAGCAACGACACCCAUAUGUCGGCGGCAUUACGCACAUGGAGGGGAGUAAUGUGUUCCCUCUUAGUGAUGAGAAAGUGGACGAGUUGGCGAAGAGAGGGGUCCCUGAAGUUGUGGCGCCUGAUGCGCCGAAGACACUGGUGAAGAAUAGCAUCGUCAAAAAGCCACUGGAGCAGCUCUUUGUCGCAGAGAGCGAGGGCCCUGAUCAAGGCAAGAGAGACAGGCAGAAGCAGCUUGAGCAGCUUGGGCAGCUUGAGCAGCCUUGGGGAGAAGAGAGCCAGAGCCUCGAGCACGGCAAGAGAGCCCUACAGAAACAGCUGGAGCAGGAUGUUGAGGAAGAGAAGGACGGGGCGACCGCGCUGACCUCCAACUCGCCUCUCCACCGCUUCCGCACCUACGAUAUGGGCGAAUCAACCCAACCUGGCACGACUGCAGGCAAUCCGCUCUUGGAGGCAGAGGAUAGACUGGUUAAUGGUCUCAAACAUGCUGUGGCGGGAUGGGCCAGAGAGCACGGGAGGCAUUAA